ACAUCGCUUAUCUAUGAUUGUAUUGAGCUUAAUUCUUCAAGUGAUGAAGAAGGAGUACAGUUUGCUGAGAAUUCAUCUGUCCGCUUACAUGAUGGAGAUCAAGUAACUCUUCAUGAUGUUAUCACAAAUCUUGCCCUACAAAUAGAUGAAGAUGCAGUUUCAAAGUUCAAUAUUGAUAGAAUAAAUAUAUGGGAUGGUGCACUUCGUGGAUUUAAGCGCAAAACAUACAAGCCAGAAAAUAGAAUGUCUGUAAUGUUUACUGACUCAGAUGGCAACUCGGAAGGAGCUGUGGACAGAGGUGGUCCUACAAGGGAAUUUCUAACUUUAUUAAUGCAGACACUACAGAACAGUAAAAUAUUUGAAGGUUCAGAAGACUGGAAAAAUUUGACCUGCGAUUCCCAAGCAUUACGUGAUGAUGAUUACUUUCUGGCUGGAAGAAUUAUAGCCAUAUCUUUGGUGCAUGGCGGACCAUCCCCCAACUUUUUUUCUCGGACAUUAUAUGACAGUCUAGCCUAUGACCCUCAGCAGGUCACACCUUCUGUGAAAGACAUCUGUGAUUGUGAUAUUGCAGAGAUAAUUUUGGAGAUGGAGAAUGUGUCAACACUAGAGGGGCUUAAAGAUGUUGCAGCCAAGCACUGCAACCUUCUGCAUGUGGCAGGAUGUUACCGCUAUUUACAAAAUCUGCAAGACAGAGAUGUACUUGUACAAGACUUCAUGAAGUGGUAUGUUUGUGGCCGAACAAGAAAUUCCCUGGAAAGGUUAAAAGAGGGAUUGAAGACGCUUGGUGUGCUUGACGCCAUUGUUGCACAUCCUGUUCUUUUUGCCAAUUCAUUUUGCUGGAGGGAGGAAGUGCUCACAUCUGAACAGUUUUCAGAAUUGUUCAAAAUAUCAUUCAGCACUGCUGGAAGUAAUAAAAGACGUGAGGAACAAAGAAUUGUGGGCUAUUGGAGAGAUUACCUACAGGAUGUGGAAGAUGCGGAUUCCAGCGUGUCAUUAAGACAGAUUCUAGCAUUCAUUACAGGAGCAGACAAAGAGCCACCUCUUGGUUUUCAACCACAACCGUCUGUUGAGUUCCUGCAUGAGAAUAAUGAAGGAUAUAUCUCCAACUUUCCACAAGCUAACACAUGCUGCAAUAUUUUAAAGCUACCAAUUUUGAAGUCCUUUGAUGAAUUUAAGAAGCAGAUGGAUUUUGCUAUUCUCAACUCUCCAGGCUUUGGUCACCCCUGAGGCAGUCCUUCAUACUCUUACCAACUCCAUGUUCAGUUGGACAGUUUGGGACAGUUCAGGCUUUUUAACUCGCAUCUCAAUGCAUUUAGGUAUGUUUUACUCGGGUACCUCAUUACUUGUUUAAGAGAAGUAGUACUGCACUUAACAGAAUGCAAUGAAGUGUGAGUUAAAAAGCCUGAACUGUCCCACUGAACAUGGAGUCAUAUGGUCACCUUAAGUAUAAAACAGUUCAGUGCAAAUGUUUGGGACAACCACACUAUUGUACAAUUAUUUUUGUUUUGGUUAAUUUAACAAGAUGUGGUUGUAAACCAGUUUUUGAACACAUGGUUGUUUAGUCUAAAUGCAAGUUAAUAAGCGUCUUCAUUGAUUUUAUAAGGCACCUGCAGCCAGAAAGCAGUUGCAUAUUUAUAGAAAGGGUUGCCAUUGUUCUCAUGUCCUCAGUGAGCCACCAUAGAAAUGUUUGUGUAGUAGCAGCUAUUUGUUUGCAAAAUGUAAUUGUGUCAACAAUGUAAUUCACACAUUUUUAGUUAAUGAAAGAUACGUUUUCAUAAUUAUAGAUGUGGGUAUGCAAACUUUUCUUAACAAAAAGGAAUGUAAUGUGACUGUUUGCCAAAUUUGCUUAUAGACAAAUGGUCUCAAAAGACAAAUUCAUUUUAUUACAAUUUCUUCAUAGAUAGUCAAUAUCAAUCAUAUUAUUUACCUUUUCUGCAAAUGGAUUUCAAAUGUUUGCCCGCGAUUGCAGUUUAACAAAAACAGGAAGUGCACAGAAAUGUAUUGUUUUAUUUUAAAAUAA
Messenger RNA from Acipenser ruthenus (sterlet), 2020 nucleotides. Its product is annotated as G2/M phase-specific E3 ubiquitin-protein ligase-like. The record is from RefSeq and is a predicted model, not a curated record. Lineage: Eukaryota; Metazoa; Chordata; Actinopteri; Acipenseriformes; Acipenseridae. Gene Ontology annotation, cellular component: nucleus. The transcript has 6 exons. Gene Ontology annotation, molecular function: ubiquitin-protein transferase activity. The coding region runs from base 244 to 1227 and encodes 327 amino acids.